CCUAUAAAAACAUUACUCAGUUCGAGUGUUUUCUAUUGUAUCUGUAGAUUGUGAAGAAUGAGGAUGCUUUUGAUUUCCUUAUAUUUAUUUUGUGCAUUUUUAUCCAAAGAUGUGCUUUGUAAAAGCAAUCACAAGAGCAGUCGAAGUGACGGAGGAAAAAUAGUUGGUGGUUCCGAAACCACCAUUGAAAAGUUUCCGUAUCAAGCGUAUUUACUUCUAAAAAAAGGAGACGAUUAUUACCAAUGUGGGGGCUCCAUCAUCAACGAGUACACUAUUCUGACUGCGGCACACUGUUUAACUGGCAUCUCUAAAGUGUAUGUUAAAACUGGUACCAGUGUAGUAGGGAGUGGUGGAACAAUAUCAGUCUCGUAUAAUUUCACGCAACACCCGAAAUAUAAUGCAAAUACAAGCGAUUAUGAUGUUGGAAUCGUAAGACCAUCAACACCGAUAAAAAUAGAUGGCAGUAAAACAAAGGCAGUUCAGUUGGCGAAAAAAGGCUCAGACAUUGCACCAGGCACCAAUGUUGUUGUAUCAGGAUGGGGAACUACUUCUGAAAACGGAGAAACAAGUGAUAAUUUAAUGGCGGUUGAAGUGCCCACAGUUUCCAACGACCAGUGCCGUAGAUCUUAUAGAACUCUUACAGAAAGAAUGUUUUGCGCUGGUGUUCCUGAAGGGGGCAAGGAUUCUUGUCAGGGAGAUUCUGGCGGACCUGCUGUAUCAAAGUCGUCGGGUAUCCAGCUGGGUAUUGUGUCCUUCGGCUUUGGCUGCGCACGUAAAGGUUAUCCAGGAGUGUACACAAAGGUAUCCAGCGUCGGCAUUCGUCAUUGGAUUAAGAAAGUUUCUGGAGUAUAGUCAAUAUAUGAUGUUAGUAAAU
Molecule: messenger RNA, 874 nt
Organism: Vanessa tameamea
Lineage: Eukaryota; Metazoa; Arthropoda; Insecta; Lepidoptera; Nymphalidae
Product: trypsin-2-like
Exons: 5
Coding region: 58-852 (264 amino acids)
Biological process (GO): proteolysis
Molecular function (GO): serine-type endopeptidase activity
Source: RefSeq, a predicted model, not a curated record